Molecule: messenger RNA, 1457 nt
Organism: Tupaia belangeri chinensis (Chinese tree shrew)
Lineage: Eukaryota; Metazoa; Chordata; Mammalia; Scandentia; Tupaiidae
Gene: MPPED2
Product: metallophosphoesterase domain containing 2
Exons: 7
Coding region: 280-1164 (294 amino acids)
Molecular function (GO): hydrolase activity
Source: RefSeq, a predicted model, not a curated record
UUUCCUGGGGUACCGCAGGCGUCGGGAAGCCACCAGGCGGAAAGGAGGAUGCUUCGGGGCGGCGAUCGCAGCACCUUCGCUCCCCCACGCACCCCGAAUUUAGCGCGGCCGCGGGGCGCGAAGGUGGCUAUUGAUUGAGAUGCCGCACACACAAACAGAAACGCACAGCGGUAUUGAUGAGCGGACCCUUGGCGUCAGAGGUUGGCUGAAGCGCACCAUGUCUGCUUCCAUCGCUUGCUCUGGGAAGUUGUGAAUUGCUCAUGCCUAAAGGGAGGAAGGAUGGCACAUGGGAUUCCACCUCAAGGCAAAGUUCCCAUCACGGUGGAUGAGUAUAGCUCGAACCCCACCCAGGCGUUCACGCACUACAACAUCAACCAGAGCAGGUUCCAGCCGCCACAUGUACAUAUGGUCGACCCCAUCCCAUAUGACACUCCAAAACCAGCGGGCCACACGCGGUUUGUCUGCAUCUCAGACACACACUCCAGAACAGAUGGUAUCCAGAUGCCUUAUGGGGACAUCCUUCUCCACACAGGCGAUUUCACCGAGCUGGGACUGCCCUCAGAGGUUAAGAAGUUUAAUGACUGGUUAGGAAACCUGCCAUAUGAAUAUAAAAUAGUGAUUGCUGGGAAUCAUGAACUGACAUUCGAUAAGGAAUUCAUGGCUGACCUUGUUAAACAGGACUACUACCGCUUCCCCUCUGUGUCCAAGUUGAAACCGGAGGACUUUGACAAUGUGCAGUCCCUCCUGACAAACAGCAUUUACUUACAAGAUUCGGAGGUGACGGUGAAGGGAUUCAGGCUAUACGGAGCACCUUGGACCCCGUGGUUUAAUGGAUGGGGCUUUAACCUACCCAGAGGUCAGUCUCUGCUGGACAAGUGGAACCUCAUCCCUGAGGGCAUCGACAUACUCAUGACACAUGGACCUCCUCUAGGUUUCCGAGACUGGGUUCCAAAGGAGCUGCAGAGAGUGGGCUGCGUGGAGCUUUUGAACACCGUCCAGAGGCGAGUCCGGCCCAAGCUCCACGUGUUUGGUGGAAUCCAUGAAGGGUACGGCAUCAUGACCGAUGGCUACACAACGUACAUCAACGCCUCGACGUGUACAGUCAGCUUUCAACCCACCAACCCUCCGAUUAUAUUUGACCUUCCGAAUCCGCAGGGUUCUUGAAGCUCUUAACGCCCUAUUGGAAUGUGAGGGAAGGUCUAUAAACUGCCAUUUUUCUAAUUAUAAAGUUACAUCCUCUUACUUGUUUAUUUCCAAAUCCUGUGAGUUCUUUUUGUAAAUUGUUGAAACACAAACGAUGUUCGAGGUUGUGCUUCUUCCUUAUUAUUAUUAUUUUUUUUUAAUGGGACAUCCAUUUGAAAUCAAAGGAGCAUUGUGAAUUUGUAAAAUGACUUCUGUUUUCUUAAAGGCCACGCCAUUGUAAAUUGUUAGUGUUCGCCAAAGGACAGCCAAGCUUU